Molecule: messenger RNA, 1879 nt
Organism: Triticum urartu
Lineage: Eukaryota; Viridiplantae; Streptophyta; Magnoliopsida; Poales; Poaceae
Source: RefSeq, a predicted model, not a curated record
GACCAACCAUACUUACCCAGCAACCCGCGUAUUCUUGUAGGUACCCUUCUCUCAAGAGUUGACUUAUAAUUUUAUCAUUUGCAGUACACACCCAGUUUCAACUACUUGCAGAAAUUUCAAAUUAGUUGAUUGCAUCCAUUUGCACGGCUUCAGACUAAGUCACUGCUCCUCUUCAGUCUUCAGCUUCCAAAAGUAUAGCUUUCCUCAAAACAAGAGGAAAUCUUAGCUACCUAUUUGCACAUGUUCAUCCAGUUUACAUAAGGCGCCGAGCCAUUGAGUACCACACCAUCAUCCGAUUCCUGUUUUCCUCAUGGCUUCAGUACUAAAAAUCUCAGGCGGCUUUUAGUAUUGUUCAGAGCAGUACAACUAGCCAGAUGGUUUUCAGGCGAGAUUCAUGAGAACACCCUUCCUCGCCCAGAAACAGAAAAGUUUAUCCAUGCCUUUCCUUGGACUUGCUGCUCGCCUCCUACUCUUCUUUGCCUCUCCUACCAGCUUCUGCACGGAGCAGGAGAGUAGCUCUCUCAUCAACUUCCUAGAUGGGCUCAUGCCAGAUGGCAACGGUGAUCUCAACGAUUCAUGGGUGAAUGGUACAGACUGCUGCAAAUGGGAAGGCAUCAUCUGCAGCAGCGAUGGGACAGUCACAGAUGUCUUGCUGGCCGCCAGAGGUCUUAAAGGGGGCAUCUCGCCAUCCCUCGUCAAUCUUACAGGCUUGUUGCACCUAAACCUGUCCCAUAAUUCGCUCGAAGGCAGUCUACCAAUAAAUCUCAGUCUACCUAGUUGCGUUACGCCUGGCUUUCAAUAAAUUUCAUGGCCAGUUCUCACCAAAGCAUUGGAAAUCUCAGGUCCCUCUCCUUCUCAAUUACCGGCAACUCUUUUACAAAUAUCACAAAUACACUUCAGAUGCUCAAGAGAUGCAAGGAUCUGACCUCCCUGAUGAUGGGAACCAAUUUCAAGGGUGAGACCAUACCACAUGAUGAAACAUUUGAUGGUUUUGAGAAUCUUCAGGUAUUGACGAUAGAUGAUUGCCCAUUGACCGGACAAAUACCUCUUUGGAUAUCAAAGCUUGCAAAAUUGGAGAUGCUAGAUUUAUCAUUAAAUCAACUCACUGGACAAAUACAAUCUUGGAUUGAUGAACUGGGCUUCCUGUUCUUUCUAGAUAUAUCAAGCAACAAACUUACAGGGGAUAUACCAGCUGCAUUGACAAAGAUGCCAAUGUUACUAUCAGAGAGAAAUGCUGCCAAGUUGGACACAAGGUUCCUUGAGUUGCCUGUAUUUUGGACGCCAUCACGUCAAUACCGGACGGUCGGUGCUUUUCCCAGCAAAUUGUGUCUGGACAACAAUAAUUUUACUGGUGUAAUUCCCCCUGAGAUUGGUCAGCUACAAAUGCUCGACAUCCUGAAUUUAAGCUCCAAUAGCUUAACUGGUGAAAUACCACAAGAAAUCUGCAACCUCACAAACCUGCAAAUUCUUGAUCUGUCGAACAACCAGCUCACAGGUGAAAUAGCACCAGCCAGCCUGGUAACCCGGCGGAAACUGCAUUUUAAACUUCUUUGUCAUAAUUUCGUGUGUAUGCGUGUGUCGAUCUUGGUCCUUGGCUGAUUGAUAGGUUGAUUCUGAUCAAGUGCAAGGUUGUAAAUGUUCCAUCGGAUACCUUGUAGCAAAAUCAUGUCCCUCCCUUUCUCAUCCAAAGGCCCAUAAGCCGUCAGUGCACUCAGAUUCCAAGAUACUGGCAACAUACAUCUUACGACUGAGGACUCACAUUACCUUGUAAAAAAGAUUCCGAGAUCUGCUCUAUGAGGCAAGAGGCGAUCAUGGCAGUUGGCAACUGUAGGAAAGCAUCUACCUGAUGCACAGCCAGCAAAGGUUUGGCUUAACCACA